AUGGCUAAGAAUUCACCGAAACAGAAGCCCACGACGUUGGCGGAUAAAUUCGCCUCGUGGCAGCUGAAGGCGCGUAAGAUGAUGGCGGUGAGGGUGCCCAAGCGGGCUCCCCGAAAGAUCGUCACGGAGCCGUUUUUGGUCGAGGAGGAGUACACCGGCUACGCCUUCGUGAAGGAUCUCAAGCGAUCCUGCGAGGUCUGGUGCAGCGGGCUCGUCUUGGCCCUGGUCGGCGUCCUCGUCAUGUUUUUCACAGGGGAGUACCCCAUGACGGGCGCCCACGGGAUCCUUGCCACGACGUUCGGCGCGGGAAGGAUCCAACCCGCGGCGGUGAGCGCGGCCUUGCCGGAGCUGCUUCGGGCGGUAAUUCCGAAAAUCCCACAGCCCCAUACACCCCGCCGGGCCUCCAAUGGCGAGCUCAAGAUGAUCAGCGUCGAUCUCAUGCUGCUGUUCGCGGGCAUCCUGAGCUCGGUCGCGCUCAUUGCCGCCUGCUCGCAUAUCCUUUCCGCCGCGCAGGAGGACCUCCACCGGAAGCUCGCGAUGGAGGCCGCCGCGCAGGAGCAGGACCCGAUCACCCGUGUGAAGCUCGCCGAGGAUACGAAAAACAAGUGGGAUGACUUCGACAACGAGAACGCGGAACGCGCGAAGCAGGGGCGGCCGCCGAAGCGAAUGCGGGUCGGCGUGCGCCGGAUCUUCACGGAGAGGUACCUGACGAAUUUCUUGGUGAGCGUGCUGUGCGCGUGGAUCCUUCUCGUCGUGCUGCCGCUUCAAUUGAUGGCGCCAAAGCCGAUGCGGGGCUACGGCGCGUUGUCGGUGAUGAUGAUCCUCGUCUUUGGAACGGUGAUCGCGGGUGGGUGGGGCCUGAGGGCCAUCGAUAAGUUCUGCGGGGUGGUCUCAAACACCGCCUUACUCGCGCUAUUGUGCUCUAUUUUCUGUGUCGCCUCGUGA
Messenger RNA from Phytomonas sp. EM1, 945 nucleotides. Lineage: Eukaryota; Euglenozoa; Kinetoplastea; Trypanosomatida; Trypanosomatidae. The record is from the annotation of a GenBank genome assembly.